Dryobates pubescens (Downy woodpecker) is the source of this 3933-nucleotide messenger RNA. It is a transcript of the gene CNGB1, whose product is annotated as cyclic nucleotide gated channel subunit beta 1. Gene Ontology annotation, biological process: retina homeostasis; monoatomic cation transmembrane transport. The transcript has 35 exons. Gene Ontology annotation, cellular component: intracellular cyclic nucleotide activated cation channel complex; plasma membrane; photoreceptor outer segment. The coding region runs from base 1 to 3933 and encodes 1310 amino acids. Lineage: Eukaryota; Metazoa; Chordata; Aves; Piciformes; Picidae. Gene Ontology annotation, molecular function: intracellularly cAMP-activated cation channel activity; protein-containing complex binding; intracellularly cGMP-activated cation channel activity. The record is from RefSeq and is a predicted model, not a curated record.
AUGCUGGCCUGGAUCCACCGGGUGGUUCCCCAGCCCCCGCUGCCCCAUGCCACGGAGAAGACCUCCCCAGCUCCAGUGCAGGACCCACAGCCACCUAAGGCACCAAGAGGAAAGGCUGCAGGCACUGAGGAUGCUGCUGAUCACACAAGAGCCAAAGCCCUGCCAGCCCUGGGGUUCCAUGAUUCCACCACUGGUGGGAGCUUGCUUUGUUUUUCCCCUGCUGUCCCUGGAGAAGUGGAGAAGAAGGUGGAAUUUGCAGUCCCUGAGGAGCAAGGCUCUGUCCUUCAGAGCACUGGGAGCAGUGUGCUCUCCUGGCUCUCCCAGGGGCUGGGGAAGGUGAUUCCUCAGCCAGCCCAGGCCCCAGAGAACCUGCAGAAGCUUGGGAAGAGCUUUGAGACAAGCAUUGACAUUCCUGACCAGACAGAGGUCCAGAUCCUGAAAGAGGAGGAUGAGGAUGCUCUGGAGAUAACUCCCUUUGAUGCAGAGGAGGAGGAGGAGGAAGCAGAGGAGGAGUCUGAGGCUGGGCCAGCUGGUGGCACAGAGGAGUGGGUGGGAGCACGGGUGCUCAGCUGGCUGGCACAGGGCUUGGAGAGUGUGGUGCCACAGCCAUGCCCCCCCAGUCUGGCUGCCACCUCCAUGUGGGACCUGCUGGUGCCAGCAGCCACAGGCAGCGCUGUGCCACAGCCAUCUGUCCCUCUUGUCCCUCUGCAGCCAGAGCCAAAGGAGCAGAGGUGUGAAGCCACAGCAGGAGGCACCAAAGGCACCAGAACUCGUGCAAAGCCCACGAGCAGCACUCAGAGCACCCCAGCAGCAGCUGAGCAGCAGCCAGAGACUGUGGCCACCCUCCCCCCUCGGUCCCUGGCUGGGGAUGGCAGCAGGAUGUUUGCCUGGUUUGCCCAGGGGGUGCAGAAGGUGAUGCCACAGCCAGUGCCCAGGAAGAAGCAGGACACACAGGGAGAGGCUGCAGCAACCCUGAGCCCUGUGGAAGAAAUUCACAUUGUCCCUGGGGGGCCUGAGGAGGAGCCUGAGCUCGCCCUGGAAGAGCUGGAUGAUGGCUGGGUCAAUGAAGCCACGGCUGAGAGGGUGGCCUGGGGUUGUGAGCUGGUGGCAGAUGCUCACCCCCUGCCCCCCAUCCAGGAGGAACCUCAGGAAGAGGGAAACAGGCUGUGUUUGUGCUCCCUGAGUGCUGCCAAAGAGGAGGAGGAGGAGGUGGAGGAGAAGGAGAGCCCGGCUCAGCCCAGGGCUGGCCGUGACGCGGUACCUGGUGACGGCGCCGGGAGUGAGUCGCCUGGCGACACAGUUUCCAUCUCCAUCGCAGCCGCCCGUGGCAACCGCAGCCCCUGGCCGCCCCUGGGCCAGUCGCUCGCCCCCACCACCAGGGAGGGUGUGGAGGAAGUCUGCUGUGCAGAGGAGGCCCUCAGGAGUGAGCAGCUGGAAGAAGCAGCUGGGAUAAGUGAUCCUGAAGGUGCUCUUGUCCAGGUGGAGGAGGGGAGAGCUGAAGCUGCCGGAGCCGAUGCUGAAGACCGCUCAAGGCCCCAGGGCAGGACGCUCAGCACCCACGGCCCCGCGGAGAGCCGGGAGCGGGCGGGCCAGCCCCGGGCCGGGCCCCGCAGCCUCCCCGCGCCGCCGGAGCGCGCGCUGCGAGAGCAGCUCCCCAACGUCCCCAGCCGCCGAGCCGCCGCCGCCUGCCGCCUCCCCUCCCUUCUCCUCGCCAGCAAACCCAAGGCCGGGGUGGUCAACCCCAACUUUUGCCACGAGGAGCAACCCCCCUUAGGCAGUGACCCCUCGGUGGACGCCGUGGAGAGCGAUGCUGUGGAGAAGGAUGGCACCCACCUCCUGCUGCCCACCAGCCAUGCUUCCAGCAUGUUGGCAGUGCCCAGCAUGGCACCAGCAUCCCCCAGCCUCCCCGAGCGCGUCGGCUCAGCCACCAGCACCAGCAGCGCCCUCAUCAACAGCCGGCUCCAGGAGCUGGUGAAGCUCUUCAAGGAGAGGACUGAGAAGGUGAAGGAGAAGCUGGCUGACCCUGAUGUCACCUCAGAUGAGGAGAGCCCUGUGGCAUCCCCAGCCAAAGCAGCGCCUGCAGCAGCGCCGCCGCCGCCCCCUCCCCCAGGAGGGGCUCCGGGGGGGGACAAAGCAGCAGGAGCUGAGCACUACUGCCAGAUGCUGUGCUGCACCUUCAAGCACCCACCCUGGCUGCAGCGCCUGAGGAGCUACCGGUUCCCCAGCAGCAUCGACCCUCUCACCAAUCUGAUGUAUGUCCUGUGGCUCUUCUUCGUGGUCCUGGCCUGGAACUGGAACUGCUGGCUGAUCCCUGUCCGCUGGGCUUUCCCUUACCAGACCCCAGCAAACAUCCACCUCUGGCUGCUCAUGGACUACCUCUGUGACCUCAUCUAUCUGCUGGACAUCAUCAUCUUCCAGACUCGACUGCAGUUUGUCCAAGGAGGAGACAUAAUCACAGAGAAGAAGGCCAUGAAAGAGAACUACCUGAGAUCGCAGCGCUUCAAGAUGGAUGUCCUCUCCCUCCUGCCCCUGGAUUUCUUCUACUUCAAAGUGGGAGUCAACCCUCUCCUGCGCCUCCCUCGCUGUCUGAAGUACAUGGCCUUCUUCGAGUUCAACAACCGUCUGGAGGCUAUCCUGAGCAAGGCCUACAUCUACAGGGUGAUUAGGACCACUGCCUACCUGCUGUACAGCCUGCAUGUCAACUCCUGCCUCUACUACUGGGCAUCAGCCUACGAGGGGCUGGGCUCCACCACCUGGGUCUAUGAUGGAGAAGGAAACAGCUACAUCCGCUGCUACUACUGGGCAGUCAAAACCCUGAUCACCAUCGGGGGCCUGCCAGACCCCAAGACCCUCUUUGAGAUCAUCUUCCAGCUGCUCAACUACUUCACAGGGGUCUUUGCCUUCUCUGUCAUGAUAGGGCAGAUGAGGGACGUGGUGGGCGCCGCCACCGCCGGCCAGACCUACUACCGGAGCUGCAUGGACAGCACCAUCAAGUACAUGAACUCCUACAGGAUCCCCAGGGCCAUCCAGAACAGGGUCAAAACCUGGUAUGAGUACACAUGGCACUCCCAAGGCAUGCUAGAUGAGACAGAGCUGCUGGUGCAGCUGCCAGACAAGAUGAGGCUGGACAUUGCCAUCGAUGUGAACUACAACAUUGUGAGCAAGGUGGCCCUCUUCCAGGGCUGUGACAGGCAGAUGAUCUUUGACAUGCUGAAGAGGCUCAGGUCCGUGGUCUACCUGCCUAACGACUAUGUCUGUAAGAAGGGGGAAAUUGGCCGUGAGAUGUACAUCAUCCAGGCUGGACAAGUGCAGGUCCUGGGGGGACCUGAGGGCACAACAGUGCUGGUGACUCUGAAGGCUGGAUCUGUGUUUGGGGAGAUCAGCCUGCUGGCGGCCGGAGGGGGCAACCGGCGCACGGCCAACGUGGUGGCCCACGGCUUUGCCAACCUCUUCAUCCUCGACAAGAAGGACCUGAACGAGAUCCUGGUGCACUACCCGGAGUCCCAGAAGCUGCUGAGGAAGAAGGCCAAGAGAAUGCUGAGGAACAACAAGAAGCCCAAAGAAGAGAGGGCAGCCCCUGGGGACUCGCUGAUCAUCCCCCCAAAACCUGAGACCCCGAAGCUCUUCCAGGCUGCCAUGGCUGCCACGGGGAAGCUGGGAGGCAAAGGGCCACUGGCACAGCUCCGGUGGAGGCUGAGGGAGCUGAAGGCCCUGCAGGUGGCACAGGGUCCCACCUCCAGCCCAGCACCCUCCAGAUCCCCAGGGCACCAGAGAUCACCUCCCACCUCCCACCAAGCUCAGCAGGGAGGAGCAAUAGUCUCCAAGUCUGCUGAUAACUUGGUCACCAUCCAGGUGAUUGCUGCUGCUCAAGGGGAGGAAGAGAUCCUUGCUGCUGAGAUUGCAGAGAAAGAAGAAGGCAAAAAGGAGAAGUGA